Messenger RNA from Pseudocercospora fijiensis CIRAD86, 1452 nucleotides. RefSeq lists its product as uncharacterized. The transcript has 13 exons. The record is from RefSeq and is a predicted model, not a curated record. Bases 1 to 1452 code for a protein of 483 amino acids. NCBI's taxonomy places the organism in Eukaryota, Fungi, Ascomycota, Dothideomycetes, Mycosphaerellales, Mycosphaerellaceae.
AUGCCUCAUCUGAGCUCGAGCUACGCCGUCGAUGAGUUCUUGACGUAUACGCUGGACUGGCGUUUGGUUGUUGAUAUUCAUUCCUGCUGCAACGCAUCACGAGCCGGUGCGGGUAUCAACAGCAAGCUCUGUAGGCUCGUUGAGCAGAGAAGAGAAGAUCUAGUCAAGCUUCAUGAGAAUUGGAUCUCUCUAGCCAAGCAUUCUCGAGAGAGGAACUACCAAAAGGCCGGCGACAGCUGGUCGUGCCGUAUGCGGAAGUACGUCGCUCCAGGAUUCCAGCGCCACCAAGGCUCUCCAGGCUCUGCCAUAGCCGCUGAGCUGUCGGCCGAAGUGCUCCUCGACAACGGCAAGGUACGGCAUGUAGUUGGGUUGGAGAGCGCGUUGAGCACGGUGUUCUUUGGUCCGUGUGGCUCCACAGAAAUGGCACAAGCUCCAAUCUUUAUGGGCAGCAUCACUGACCUGGUACUAAGCGGUCAUACUCGCCGGGCCACGCGCAUGUCUGCAUAUAUAGGACAUGCUGCAGCGAUCAAGUCUUUCGUCCUGAUCCACUCCCCAGAUGCUGUUGUCGAACCACACCGGAUCGCCAAAGGAAUCUUGUUGGGACCGAGCUUGGUGAACCACGGUCCGCUAUCGAUGGGGAGAUCGAUCUCUCGCAUGGGCGUGAACAAGUGCUUGUUACCCAUCUACGACGAUGCAGUAACUUUACUGCCCGAACUGGAGAAGGCUACCGGUAGCCUAUACCAAUUCGUCCGGAUACAAAAAGCGGAUGGGAAGUACGUCGGUGACUAUGAUAAUGAUGCAGAGCGACUCCGAACGAAUCUUUAUGCGGCCGACGGGCUUGGAUUGAAGAUACUGUUGGGGCUCGCGGGAAAAGAUCCGGCGGCCGCGUGGUCACCACAAAGCAAGCUGUGGUCAGCUUCUUGGGCACGAGUGAAGUCAAAAUUCGUCAAGCUCGGUCACCUUUGUAGACACGAGCUGAUUCACAGUUGCCGAAUGCCCCAGACGUCCUACACUGCGUUGUCAGCGACCGUCCCGUACAACCCAACCACUUGUAUGUACCCUCUGCACUCUCUUCUCGCCAAAUGCAAUCGUCUAAUGCCAGAAUGUCCAGUACUUCAAGCUCGAUUCUUCUUCUGCGCUCGUGCCGUGUAUUCACGCAAGCGACAAAUGCAAAUGGGUGAGCAAUUGCUGUUGACAGAUGAAUUGAAGCGGCGCGCAGAUGGCGAUCCAGUACUGCGCAUCGAUCCAGAUGAGGAGGACGUUGAAAUUGGCCUCGCGGCUGUAGCGCAAAACGUCAACUACGACAUCAAGAUUCAGAUCGCGAGGCUUGAUAUGCUCAUCAAGAUCCUGGCGCCAGCGAGAAGAACAUUAUGCGUAGUCCACGCACCGAUCGCCGCCCGUCAAGCGCCGCCCGCGUCACCAGAAAGCUCGACUCGAUGGUAUGUCGUGUGA